Molecule: messenger RNA, 1718 nt
Organism: Jatropha curcas
Lineage: Eukaryota; Viridiplantae; Streptophyta; Magnoliopsida; Malpighiales; Euphorbiaceae
Source: RefSeq, a predicted model, not a curated record
GUUAAAAGCUUUCCAUGUUAACGGAUAACAUCGGUUUGUGUGGAUUUUGUCUGUUGGCAUGGCGGCGUUGAGCUUCUCCAUUACUGCUACAGUUUUACCGCAACGUCAAGGAAAAGUGAGUUACAGGAAUGAUAAAUGCCUCGAAGGUGUCAGAAACCUUGUGAGAAAAUUUCAGGUUCCUUCAGUUGUGUGUGCUCCACAGGAAUCACUACAAAACGGGAGCUGGGUCAAGCUUAUAUGUGGUGCAAGCUUUGAGGAUGUUGUUGAUAUCAGAAACCUCUCUCUGGUUUACACUCUAGCUGGAGUUGAUUGCAUUGAUUGUGCUGCUGAUGAAUCAGUUGUGAGUGCUGUAAAUGAAGGCAUUGAAGCUGCACGAGACAUUUUGCAGAUUCGAAAGCCUUGGGUAAUGAUUAGUGUUAAUGAUGAUCGAGAUCUUCACUUUCGUAAAGCUGAAUUUGAUCCAGAGGAAUGUCCACGGGACUGUUCAAGGCCAUGUGAGAAUGUGUGUCCUGCGAAUGCAAUAUCAUUAGAGGAACAAAAAUCAACAACGGAUUCUUCCUAUGAUAUAGAUAUGCUACAUGUUUUAAAGGGUGGAGUCAUAACUGAACGCUGUUAUGGCUGUGGCCGUUGCUUUCCUGUCUGCCCCUAUGAUAAAAUCAUUGCUCUAGGAGAGGUUACCUAUGUAAGAGAUGCUACUGCUACUGCUGAACUUCUUAAAAGAAAUGAUGUUGAUGCCAUAGAGAUACAUACAAGUGGAAGGCAGAUGGCUCCCUUCAAGAAACUUUGGGAUGGUUUGGGAAACUCACUCAGACACCUGAAAUUAGCAGCAGUUAGCUUACCUUAUGCUGGGGAUUCAACUCUAUCUUCAAUGAACAACAUGUACUCAGUCAUGGAACCUCAGUUAAAUUGUCUCAAUCUAUGGCAGUUGGAUGGCCGGCCCAUGAGUGGAGAUAUUGGCCGAGGUGCCACAAGGGAAUCAAUUGCAUUUGCUGUUCGUUUGGCUGCUGCCAAAGACAAGCCUCCUGGUUUCUAUCAAUUGGCAGGUGGCACAAAUGCUCAUACAGUUGAUGGGUUAAAAAAAGAGGGACUUUUUCAAACAGCAUUGUUUGCUGAUAACUCACAAGAUAAGAUAUCAAAAGCUUCAUCACUUAAUUCACUACGUGCCUCAAUUUGUGGGAUAGCUUAUGGUGGCUAUGCCCGGAAGAUAAUUGGAAGGGUCUUGAGAUCAAUGCAAUCACAGUAUGGUCUCACUUGUAUUGAGGAUCAUCCGGAGCAUCUCUUGGAGGCACUUAAAGAAGCCCUUGGUUUGGUUGGAACAGUCAAACGUUAUGAUCCAUUCCUGCAGGAUAUGUGAUCAAGGUGUUCGAAUGAAGCAAGUGCAGAUCCAGGAUAUAAAUUAGGAGGAGCAAACUUGCAAAUCCUAUUGACUACAUCAAUUCACUGGGAUAAUGUCAGUACUAAGCAGGACAUAGUCAGAGCCCAGUGGGUGUUCAAAUACGGGCGGUUAUAGACUGAAGAAAAUUCAGUGGCUUGAAGAUGUAAAACUAAUUUAUAUCUGUACAUAUUUUAUGAUACAAAACGAAACUUGAAUAGCAGAAUAUAUUAACAGAAGUUUAGUUGUUGGACCUAUAGGAAAUAUUAUAUUAGAUUGAGAUUUUAGUCCGUGAAGCAUUAUUUACAGAAGAUUUUACCAAACUGAGAGAACCCUUUGUCAAAUC